AAGUUCCAGCUGUCAAUUCGUUCGCAGCUACUGGUCACGUGACCUAGUGUGUGCGUAAACCAACCUUUAAGUUUCGAAUCCCCCACGCUAGUGGUCACCGAUUCACUUGGAUUCACGACAGUGCAUACCGCCAGUCGGUUCGAAUAAUCGCCUCGUGGCAGGUGAAGACGAAAAUCGGCGAAGCCGAGCCUGCCAGCUAUCCAAUCACCUAGUCAACCAGCCGCCGUAUGAGGUACGGACGAGCCGUGAGACCGCGCCUCGAUCGUCGAUCUUGCACAGAAAAUUUUGUUACCGAUUGCGGUUCGACACGGCGUGCAAACUUUCUCGCAGCGAUCCGUGUAACGCGUGUUACUUUUCCUCGUCUUCUUUCCUCGCCUAGUUGUUAGUCGGCUUCGAUUCCCCUCGUUUCGGUCGCUUUUUGUUUCGUUUAGUGCGCUACGAGGGUGAGGCAUGUCUUCCUUCAAGGGUGAUAAGAUUCCGUGUGCACGACUUUGCCAUAUCAUCAAGUGGGAUGAUUUUGACGGCUAUGGGUUCAAUCUACACGCGGAAAAAGGCAAGAACGGUCAAUUUAUCGGUAAGGUGGACGAUGGUUCUCCUAGUCAGGCUGCUGGUUUGCGACAAGGUGAUCGAAUCAUCGAAGUUAACGAGAUCAACAUCGCGAACGAGACCCACAAGCAGGUUGUUGAACGCAUAAAGGCCUUCCCCAAUGAGACGAAACUUCUGGUGGUCGACCAAGAGGCCGACGAAUAUUUCAGGGCCAACAACAUCGUUAUCAAGGGCACCAUGGCGAACGUCAAGGUGAACAAGACCCCAGAGAAGAACCCGAAUAGUAUCGAACAAGAAGAGCUCAACGGCAGCAACGUCUCCACGGAUGAGAACGCGCAUAAAUCAAGUGGAUCGAACGACACUUCGCACAGCGAGAGCAGCACGCUGACGGCAAGUGCGACGAGAACUUCGAACAGGAGCGAGAACGAGAACGAGAGCGAACGUGAGGAGUCUGGCCGAGAGAACGGGAACGGGAACAUCAGGAACGAGACGACGAUGGCGCACGUGCACGACACCGGAAACGGCAGCGUCACCGGUAACGAGCCACGACAGGGCCUGAACCUGAAGAUGAGCGCCAAAGAACUCAGAGCCCAGCUGGCUGCGCGCAAGAAAUACGAUCCGAAGAAAGAAUCGAUCGGCUUCAAGGACAAGUUCGACAUCGUACAAAAAUUAUAACCGUUGCUCUUGUCCGUCUCGUUCGAUAGUCUUGUCGGCUAUGCUGCGCGGUGCUGUUUCUUGUCUCGCUAUUAGCAGUGUCAGGAUGCUCGUGUCCUGACUGAUCCGGAUGAACGCAAAACACUGUCGGAUAUUUUUCUGAGUUACUGUAUAGACAGAAAUAGCUCGAGGUAAUAGACAUUUUUGAAAUUCUAACCGGGCAUAUACACGCGUGCGGAUAUAACUAUCUUUGUGUGUAUCUGUUUGUACCUGCGAGUCCAUUGAAGUCGGAUGGUUUGCUACGGAUAGGACGAAGAACGCAUUUGAACGUUUCUAAAUUGCUGAAAAGUCUGAACGUAAUAACGCAUUGCGAGUCGAUCGAACGCUAAAAUAGUUUCUUGUCACAUUAGAUAUACAGUUGUCCCGCUAACUACAGCGAGAAUUGCGCGCACCAAGGACGUUCACGACGACGCGGGAGAAAGUGUAGAACGUUGCGCGACGUACGACGCGUAACGCGCGCGUCAUCCGUAAUUUUCAUUAUUCCUUGUCAAAUUUAACGUAUCGUUCGUUUUCUUAUUGUAAUCGAAGGGGAACGUGUAUAGCUUGCGAAGUAAACAGCGUCUUCCAGUUCUUGCGAGUAGUACGUAGAUAGGAAAGCCUCUUUUUCAUAAAAGUAACCGAUAUUUGACACAACGAGCAAUAUGCCGACACCCGAAUGGAUUAUGUAAUUUAAGAAAUGUAACGAUGUGCAAAAAAUGCGGCGACACAAUAGUGGGAAGACUCGGGCAAAUUUCCACGUUCGUUGGAAGUUUCAACGAGCGUGUGCGACUAUAUAUAGUUGAGAGAGUCGCAGGAUUCGCAGGAAACUCGGGUACUCUCUAACUCGACAUUGCUAAAUAUUACGACAACUUGUUGUGUAACUUUCAAUUAUCGCCGUCGUGAUCCUUUUGCGUCGUGCUUCGUACCUUACGCGAAUACCUAGAAGCUAGUUGUUUUGUUCUAUUUUUUAUUGCUCUUUUGUUUUUCGCACGAUAUGUACCUACAUACAUUCCGUUUUGCGGUAAUUCCUGUAGCCACGAUAAACACCGAUCGGUAACACACGGAAACGCGCGACUUUAUUAUUUGUUUGAUGAAGCGUUACAAGGAAAAGAAACGAUUUAUUGCCGAUUUCGUCAUAUAUUUUUUCGAAGCAUUAUAUCGCACAAAUUUCCAAACUCGAUAAUUAAUUCGAUCGACGCAUCAGAGUCAAAUAAUGGAUGCCGAUAUAUUGAAUUUAAUACCCGAUAAUAAAUCGAUCGAUAAAUUGGAUCGGACGUCACACUUUCUACGAAUGAUGUCAUGCGAGUAUCGAUAACAGGAUUCCUAUAUGGCUAUUUUACGAUUAAAGUACGAUAUCUUAGAAAUAACAAUAUUUCGUGCUGUACAUCUAUUAUUGGAGAUCGAUAGAUUUGAUAAGGUGAAGCGCUUUUGUAAUUACAGCGCGGACUCUUAUCUGUUUAAAGUCAGACAAAGAUAGUUGUUUUGUUUUAUUCAUAAUUCGUAUUUCGUUAAAGCUGUUUUUAUUUUGAAAUAAAUUUUACAUAUGUAUAAAAAAGAAUUCUUCUUUUGCGGUAUUUUCAACGAUGCAAAUUUUAGAUACAUAUGUAUAACAGAACGGUUCGGUUGAAGAAACAACAGGUUGUAAUCAUUGAAAAGGAAAAUGUAAUUCUAAGAAUAAUUUGUUAUUUGUGAAUUUCGUCUAUUGAAAUUCGAAUUUUCUGUUAUAAUUUUCGUCUACCAUCGAUAAUCGGUGUCAAACGAAUUAAAAUGUCGAUUUGAUCGCGAAUUGCGAUCGAUAACACCGCGCACUAUAGAAACCGAUCGACCGCAUUAUCGAUCAAGAAGAUCGAGUCGCUCAAGGUUAAUUCGCUUAUCGUGAUCUAUCGGUUUAUGCUCUGCACCGAAUAUACGCUAUGUAAAUUCUUACAUAUUUCUCGUUUUAACGCAAUACAUUUGCAAAGUUCGAUGCAUAUGCAUGUUCAUUUCUGUAAAUAUUAGAUCUUCGUGCGUCAAGGUCGGUGCAACGAUCGGAAGAACGAACGAACCAUCGUCUUCAUGCCUUGUUUCGCAUUAAUUAAUAUCGCUGGCCGUCGAUAUAGUACAUACGUAUCACGCGUUCGAGGCAGUUUGCGAUAUUUCUGCUAGUAUUAAAAACGAAAUUACAGUAUACUGAAAACUUGAAACGAUAAACUCUAUCCCUUGACAUUUUGAAAUGUUAGUUUUCACGCAAACUAUUGCACCGAUUCCUUGAAAUGUAUAUAAAUGCUCUGAAUAAGAGUAGAAUACACACGUUGUUACAACUAUUGCACAAGUUCAACGUAUUUUUUAAGCGUAACUGUAAGCAUUAUGUUUGACGACAAGACUUAGUUGUACGUUAUUCAUCAAAUUAUGUUCAUUUACGUACAUCUCUGUAUAAAUAAUAUUGUACGUA
Bombus pyrosoma is the source of this 3670-nucleotide messenger RNA. RefSeq names its product Na(+)/H(+) exchange regulatory cofactor NHE-RF1. Gene Ontology annotation, cellular component: apical plasma membrane. Gene Ontology annotation, molecular function: protein binding; protein-membrane adaptor activity. The record is from RefSeq and is a predicted model, not a curated record. The transcript is spliced from 2 exons. Lineage: Eukaryota; Metazoa; Arthropoda; Insecta; Hymenoptera; Apidae. Gene Ontology annotation, biological process: protein localization to plasma membrane. Bases 451 to 1221 code for a protein of 256 amino acids.